GAAAAAAAAAAAAAAAAAAAAAAAAAAAGGGUGAAAGUGUUGUUUCGGCUUGAUCGUCAUUUCAUUUCAAUUCCCUCUUCUCCUCUCCGGCGUAACGUAAUCAUGACAACCUCAAAGAGACUCGCGGACAGGAAGAUUGAGAAGUUCGACAAGAACAUUUUAAAGAGAGGAUUUGUUCCUGAGACCACCACCAAGAAGGGCAAGGAUUACCCAGUUGGCCCUAUCCUUCUCGGUUUCUUUGUCUUCGUUGUCAUUGGCUCAUCUCUCUUCCAGAUCAUCAGAACCGCAACUAGCGGAGGCAUGGCUUAAACCAAAUCGCAGUCGAGCUGGAAGAAGCAGUUUUCAAAAUGUAGAAUCUUCUUCUGUGUCCUCUCUUUUCCUCUCCUUUUACUGUAGAAUGUGUCAUCUUUCUGUUUACUAUAUAUAUAUAUACUUCAUCAUGUAAUCAACAAUAUUUGCAUUUAAGUUAUUUUAUAUCCAA
Messenger RNA from Capsella rubella, 481 nucleotides. Its product is annotated as stress-associated endoplasmic reticulum protein 2. The transcript has 3 exons. Gene Ontology annotation, cellular component: endoplasmic reticulum. The record is from RefSeq and is a predicted model, not a curated record. Gene Ontology annotation, biological process: endoplasmic reticulum unfolded protein response. Lineage: Eukaryota; Viridiplantae; Streptophyta; Magnoliopsida; Brassicales; Brassicaceae. The coding region runs from base 103 to 309 and encodes 68 amino acids.